AUAGCUGAAUGCUAAUAAGCUGUUAUCUGAUGGCUAGGACUCUGACCCUAGUGUCAGUAGAGGCCUUAAGAACCUAAGACACAGAAUUCUUCUGGUGGGAUGACAAGCAGUGGAAUUUUUGGAACACAGGAGUAUUUUAAAGGAAGAGAUCAUGUAUGUGACAACCACAGAAAUAAUCAUGAAACCGAUUCUUCCAAAUGGAGCCACUCCACAUUUGCUCUGACUUUUGCUUCUUUGGAGUCAAGACAACUUGCUGUUGAGUACUCAGGUUUUACACACACAAACUUUGACUCGGAAUUGGGCUAAUGUCACCUAGUUAAUGAAUUUAAACCCAAAACUGUGUUGUUCUUAAUUUCCAGGUAAGCGAUGAAAUGGUAGUGGAGCUCAUUGAGAAGAAUUUGGAGACCCCAUCUUGCAGAAAUGGUUUCCUUCUAGAUGGCUUCCCUCGGACCGUGAGGCAGGCAGAAAUGCUCGAUGACCUCAUGGAGAAGAGGAAAGAGAAACUUGAUUCUGUGAUUGAAUUCAGCAUCCCAGACUCUCUGCUGAUCCGGAGAAUUACAGGAAGGCUGAUUCACCCCAAGAGUGGCCGUUCUUACCACGAGGAGUUCAACCCCCCAAAGGAGCCCAUGAAAGAUGACAUUACUGGGGAACCCUUGAUCCGUCGAUCAGAUGAUAAUGAGAAGGCCUUGAAAAUCCGCCUGGAGAGCUACCAUACUCAAACCACCCCACUCGUGGAGUACUAUAGAAAACGGGGGAUCCACUCUGCCAUUGAUGCGUCCCAGACCCCUGAUGUUGUGUUUGCGUCCAUCCUCGCAGCCUUCUCCAAAGCCACAUCCUAGUAACAGAAGGCCAGGCGAGACUGCACCACUGCUCAUCACCCCGCGGCGUGAUCCCUGCUCUUAGGUGCUGGGCAGAGGGGAAGAGUGGUCAGGGUGACAAUGGAGAGGGAGGGCUGGUGAGGGGCUCAAGAGGAGUAUUUAGAAGAGCAGCAGUGUUGUUUUAGUGAGGCAGAUUCUUUUACACAUGAGUGGUAACUUCAAAGUAUAAGUAAAGGGAAAAAUUAAUUUUAAAAAAACCACUGUGCUUGGAGGAUAUGGGUAGAAAUAGUGAGGAACAGUAUUAUUUCUAAGGAAUUGGAUUUUCAUUUACUCUGGACUGGUAACAGUAUUUUUUAAAGAUAAUGCCCUAAGACCUCAGCUUUCAUCUCAGAACCUCAUGCAUUGCCAGACCAAGAGUACAGGAAAUCAAACUGUUGUCCUAUCUGUCCUGUAGCUUGGAACAUGGAGGGUUUGACUACUGACCCUGGUUCCCUAUACCAUAAGAUCAAAAAAUAAUCUUCACAUUUGAAAGAGAUAUGGGAUGUAUUUAUGGGGGGGGGGUGGCUCAGCAAAUGAAAUUUACUGGAGUCGAGGGCAGGGGAGGCUGGACUGACUCCCUUCCUCUGACUUACCGCUGAUUCACCAGUACACCUGCUCUCAUGGAUAAGCGCUCAGCAGCCACCCAGCACAUACCACAAUCCUACACUCUUGCCUUCUUUUAUCCAUGGUGUGUGAAGGGACAUUUUUAAAUAAAUGAGCAAGUGUCCUAAGCUUUAUCAUCCAAAGAUUGUCUUUCCAUCCUCAAAUCCUGUGACUGGAUCACUCAACAAUACUGUGAUGUAUUACUUUCAAUGAGGUGCCUUUCUUAACUGACCAAAUGCUGCCUUGUUUUGCCCCUAAAUCAAUAAAAUAUAUUACAAGUUUGUA
Messenger RNA from Microcebus murinus (gray mouse lemur), 1745 nucleotides. The record is from RefSeq and is a predicted model, not a curated record. NCBI's taxonomy places the organism in Eukaryota, Metazoa, Chordata, Mammalia, Primates, Cheirogaleidae.